Messenger RNA from Didymodactylos carnosus, 540 nucleotides. The record is from the annotation of a GenBank genome assembly. NCBI's taxonomy places the organism in Eukaryota, Metazoa, Rotifera, Eurotatoria, Philodinida, Philodinidae.
AUGAAAAAUUGUUCGCCAGUUAUAUUAGCGGCAUACGGAACUGACAGCAAAUUUACAGCAAUUGAUAUUUUUCGACGUUGGAUACACAUCUAUGAACAAUGCUCAGCCAAACAAAUUCGUAUCAUUGGUUUCUCAACAGAUUGCGACAGCAAAUAUUUACGAGCAAUGAAAUUGGUUAGCGGAUUUUUUGCUGAUUUAUCAAGUUUAAAACUACAUGAACAACCUGGAGCAUUUGAGGUUGCUGUUCCAGCAACAUGGACAUGGUUUUACCUUCGGAAACAACAAUUGUUAUUGUUCUUCCAAGAUCCUGCACAUCUUGCUACCAAAUUACGUGUAUUAAGAUCAAAAACGAAAACUUUCCCUGGUAUCCGAUUACUGGAAACAAUCAAUCCGACAUUGGGUGAUUCCUACUUCGAUAUAAAAAUUAAUGACGAACAUAAAUUUCUUCAUAAACAAACAGCGUGUUGGUUGUUAACUGAUAAAAAUACUCGUUUAUCAUCAGAUAGAUUAACGCGAGUCGAAAUGAGUAAACGGGAUUAA